Molecule: messenger RNA, 2785 nt
Organism: Danio rerio (zebrafish)
Lineage: Eukaryota; Metazoa; Chordata; Actinopteri; Cypriniformes; Danionidae
Gene: cdh15
Product: cadherin 15, type 1, M-cadherin (myotubule)
Biological process (GO): mesoderm development; ectoderm development; convergent extension involved in gastrulation
Cellular component (GO): catenin complex; adherens junction; plasma membrane
Molecular function (GO): calcium ion binding
Source: RefSeq, marked validated
GCCGGACACUGGUGUUGUAUGGUUUGGCAGUGGUUUACUGUGGUCAUUGAGGAUCAAAAAGGCUAAAGAUGAAGGCAGUGGUGGUUUUGGCGGCACUGCUGACUAUUGUGUGUCAGGUCAGCAGCAGCAGACUAAAGCAGAGCGAUGCGAAUCCAGCGGUGCUCAACCCAUGGAGACACAGAGUGAAGAGAGACUGGAUCAUCCCACCAAUCAGAGUAUUAGAAAACAGCAAACAUCUCCCUGAAGAUCUGGUCCAGAUUAAAUCAGACAAGAUUUUCACCGGUGAGGUGAUCUACAUGCUGGAGGGUCCCGGCGUUGAUCAGGAUCCCAAAGGCCUCUUUGAAAUCGAUGAAAAAACAGGAUGGAUCAAGAGCAAAGAGCCGCUGGACAGAGAAAAACACAAGAGUUUUAAACUUAAAGCCUUUGCACUUUCCCCAAGUGGAGAGAGACUGGAAAGUCCCACCACUAUUGAGAUCUACGUUCUAGAUCAGAACGACAACCGGCCCGAGUUUACUCAAAAAGAGUUCAUUGGUACCAUUCCGGAAUUUUCCGUUCCAGGAACAUCAGUGAUGCAGGUUACCGCGGUGGACUUUGAUGACCCUUCAACUGAUAACGCCGCUCUGAGUUACUCCAUCAUCGGGCAGGAGUGUGACCCUCCACACGGCAUCAACAAAACCAUGUUCGGCAUCAACAACAAAACCGGAGUCAUCUACAUACGAGACGUGGGACUAGACAGAGAUGUGGUGCAGUCCUUCAGGCUGACUCUGCAGGUGGCUGACAUGUCUGGAAUGGGCUUAACCUCUAGCAGCCGCGCCAUCAUUCACAUCUCUGACAUUAACAACCACGCUCCCAAAUUCCAGCCUACUACGUACAACAUGUAUGCAAUGGAGAACAAACUGAUUGCGGAGGUUGGCAGGGUCAAUGCGACAGAUAAGGACCAGAGAGGUGGAGAUAACUGGAGGAUUAAGUAUACCAUUGUAAAUCCUUCAGGACACUUUGCUAUCCGCACAGACCCCGUUUCCAAUCAAGGCAUAAUUUCUGUAGUUAAGUCACUAGACUAUGAAUACCAAGCAGAGUACAAGCUCAUUGUAAAAGCGGAGAAUGAAGUCAAACUUAAAUCCCCUUACGAGCAAAUACACAGUGCAACAGUCACCGUCAGAGUGAUGAAUGAAAACGAGGCUCCGAUCUUCUAUAAAAACCCGAUUAAAGUCACUGUUCCUGAGUCUGUUGUUCCCGGCACAAUCCUGGUCUCUGAUAUCGCUCAUGAUCCAGAUCAUGCCAAGCUAAGGUUUGAAAUCAUUCAGGAUCCUGAUGAGUGGCUUGCUAUUGACCAUUCAACUGGACAAAUCAUGGCCAAAAAAAACUUCAAAAUACGGUCUCCUUUUGUCAGGAACAACAUAUAUUCGGCUGUUGUGAAAGUCACAGAUCAAGAUGCUGAUGGCAUCUCUGCAACAGCUACCCUGGAGGUGAAUCUAUGGGAGACCAAUGAUUAUCCACCGUUGCUGAUACCCCAGAGUGGGACUGUGUGCAGUGACCGGGAUCCAGAUAAACUGGGCCUACUGCUUAGUGCCUUGGAUGAAGACAUGUCCCCGCAAGCUGACCCCUUUACUUUUAACAUUGCUGAUCAAAAUAUGGCUGCCAACUGGACUAUUAUAACUCUCAAUGAGACACAUGCAGUUCUCCAGCCUUUGGUAGACAUAGAGAGAGGAGAAUUCUCUAUUCCUGUGGUUGUAUCAGACUCAGGUUCCCCUUCCCUGUACUCCAGUGCUCUGGUCAACGUAACUGUGUGUCCCUGUGACAGUUUUGGUGACUGCAAGAGCAUCACGGCAGCCAUCUUUGGCUCCAAAAUUGGAAUAAGCUUCAUUGCCCUUAUGAUUAUAAUAGGAUGCAUUGCUCUUCUGUUGGUUCUUCUUCUUCUCACUGUGGCUGUGAGGAGUUGCACAAGUCAGAACAUUAGAAAAGGAGGAGGUCUGCUGGUCGGAGGAUCUGACGAUGACAUCCGAGACAACGUCUUUCAUUAUGAUGAGCAGGGAGGUGGAGAAGAGGAUGAGGAGGCAUUUAACAUUGAUUUUCUGAGGAGCCCCAGUGACAUGCUUCCAGCCCCAGCUUCAUUUUUCCCACAAGACUGUGGUUUGCCCAGAGGAAAACAACCUCUAAGGAAAGAUGCACCCCAUUACCUGCCUUCUCCUACAUAUCCACGCAAACCCCCUGGAGACCCAACCGACAUAGAAGAUUUCAUCAAUGUUGGCCUGGACGCUGCUGACAAUGACCCGAAUGUCCCACCAUACGACACAGCUCUGAUUUAUGACUAUGAGGGUGACGGGUCAGUAGCAGGCAGCCUGAGCUCCAUCGCUUCCACAGGCUCAGAUGGAGACCAGGACUACGACUACCUCAACGACUGGGGCCCGCGCUUUAAAAAACUGGCCAACAUGUACGACCCACGUUAGACGCAAGACCCGUUCAGAUACUCUCCUGCUCGCAAGUCCUUCAAAACUUAGGAUGAGGAGAGCUUUUACAUAAUUGAUAUUAUAGAAAACAGAAGGGCUUUCUCUGUUCCCUAGUGAUACGGUUUUGCUAAAGGUCAUCGGUGUCAAAAAGAGAGACCACAAACACAUUGUCUCUUUCCCUUUCCUUCAUGGAUCAGUGAACUGUUUCCACAUGCUGAUGUGACAGGUGCUUGCUGUGGGCCGUGAAAGCACCAACUGGAGGAAAGAAGUGUGCGUUAUUGAAUACUGAUUAGUUAUGGUGCAAAAAGACAUGCCUUGUUUGUAAAAAAAAAAAAAAA